Molecule: messenger RNA, 2970 nt
Organism: Rhizoctonia solani
Lineage: Eukaryota; Fungi; Basidiomycota; Agaricomycetes; Cantharellales; Ceratobasidiaceae
Product: OPT oligopeptide transporter protein
Exons: 7
Coding region: 1-2970 (989 amino acids)
Biological process (GO): transmembrane transport
Molecular function (GO): oligopeptide transmembrane transporter activity
Source: RefSeq, a predicted model, not a curated record
AUGUCUCCUGUACGUGAAGGAAGCUCAGGCAGUGGCAUGGGCGAUGGUAUGUUAAUUGCUGAAUAUCAGAUGGCUUCGCGUGACUGGCAUGGACCAUAUGCCAAGGUACCAUGUAUCUACUUGGCAUCACCGUAUCCAUUGUUAGAACGCCCAGCUCGCGGAUUUUUGGCACUCAUCACCGCCCCCGCAGAUGUGUUCGAGAAGGUUUCUUAUCGUAUAGGAGUACGCAACGACAGCAGCGAUGGAUACGCAGCUUGGCACUUCAAAGUAUGCGGGAGAACUCCAUGGAAGUGCACACAAUGUCAAGCGAUGGACGUCCCUGAUACAUGCGCAAAGAACCCGGGGGUGGUGAAUGUUGAUCAAAUGGUCUGGCAGUCGCCCGUGGCCACAUUCAUCAUCGAAAGCUUGCUCACAGUUCUCGGUAACAAAUAUAGACCCUUGGCAUUGGAUGAUCUGGGCAAAGCAAGAAUAGCGGACCAAAUCGGGACAGAAGCAUUGCGAGCACAUGCUGCGGGAACGACCUGGAGUGAGCAUACGGCGCUGGCUGAUAGCGGCCUCAUCCUCGCUCCUUACGGCCUGCCUCUAUCCCCCCCUGCUCCCUCACGGUUGAGCGCUGCAGUAGCCCAUCCCUCCCCUCCCGCCAUGGCUGAUAUUACUCAAGAGAAGACUCUGAAGCGCUCCGGCUCCUCCUUCGACCAGAAGGACCCGGAGAUCGGCCACAAGGUUGACCCCGUCAGUGAUGAGGUUGUUGCCGACGUUGCCGGAGCUCGCUUCGAUGACCCCAACCUUGACCGCACUCACCUUGGCGACCUUGAAGAGGACUCUCCUUACCCGGAAGUCCGCUCUGCCGUCGCCAACACCGAUGACCCAGAUAUGCCCGUCAAUACGAUCCGUGCUUGGUUCCUCGGCAUUAUCUGGGCUAUCCUCCUCCCCGGUCUGAAUCAGUUCUUCUUCUUCCGUUACCCCUCCGUCACCAUCGGCAACCUCGUAGCCCAGCUCAUCUCGUUCCCCAUGGGCCGCUUCUUGGCUUGGGCUCUUCCUCGUCGUCGUAUCUUCGGUCUCGACCUCAACCCUGGGCCAUUCUCGAUUAAGGAACACGUUCUAAUUACAGUCAUGGCCACCGUCGGCGCCGGCUCUGCGUACGCGACUGAUAUUGUUGCCGUACAACGUGUGUAUUACGGACAAACUUGGAACUUCAGCUACCAAUGGAUGGUAGUCAUGAGUACUCAGCUCAUCGGCUUCUCGAUUGGCGGUGUCGCCCGUCGUUUCCUCGUUGCUCCUCCUUCCAUGAUCUGGCCUGCCAACCUCGUCUACUGCGCACUCUUCAACACCCUCCACCAACAGCAAUACGCUGGUGCUGGUUCCCGCGGAGGUAUUAGCCGCGAGCGCUUCUUCGUUUACGUCUUUAUUGGCGGCUUCUUCUGGUACUUCCUCCCCGGAUACCUCUUCACUGCCCUCUCCUACUUCUCGUGGGUGUGCUGGAUCGCUCCGAACAAUGUCAAGGUCAAUCAGAUGUUCGGUGUCAUCCACGGUAUGGGUAUGUCCCUCUUCACGUUUGACUGGUCGCAAAUUGCCUACAUCGGCUCUCCUCUCGCGACCCCGUGGUGGGCUGAGGCCAACGUCAUGGCUGGCUUCUUCUUCUUCUUCUGGUUCCUCACUCCUGUCCUGUACUACACCAACACCUGGUACGCUCAGUACAUGACCAUCUCGGGCCGUACCUCGUACGACAACCAGAAGAAGGCCUACGAUGUCAACCGUAUCCUCAAUCCGGACGCUACUCUCAACAUGGAGGCAUACAAGGCUUAUUCUCCUCUGUUCCUCUCCACGACCUUUGCCCUCUCCUACGGUCUCUCGUUCGCCAGUAUCACCUCGACCAUCAUGCACGCUAUCCUCUACUUCCGCAAGCAGAUUUGGACCCAAGCCCGUCGUUCGUUGCACGAGCAGCCCGAUAUCCAUGCCCGCUUGAUGAGCCGCUACAAGCAGGUCCCCGAGUGGUGGUAUGCCCUUAUCUUCAUCCCCUCGCUCAUCUUUGGUAUCGUCUCGAUCGAGGUUUGGCCCACUCAAAUGCCGGUUUGGGCGUUCUUCUUGGCUUUGAUCAUUGCGUUUGUGUACAUCAUCCCGAUCGGCAUGAUUCAGGCCAUCACGAACCAACAAGUCGGUCUGAAUGUCAUCACCGAGCUCAUCAUCGGCUAUGCCCUUCCCGGUCGUCCGAUCGCCAUGAUGAUGUUCAAGACCUGGGGUUACAUUACCAUGGCCCAGGCUCUCCAGUUCACCUCCGAUUUUAAGCUCGGCCACUACAUGAAGGUUCCUCCUCGUCCGAUGUUCCUCGCUCAGAUCGUCGCUACCGUCAUUGCUGGCACUGUCCAGCUUGGUGUACAGGCCUGGAUGUUCACCAACAUUCCCGGAAUGUGUACCGAAGACCAACCCGAUGGCUUCAUCUGCCCUUCGACCGAAGUGUUCGGUACUGCCUCGAUCAUCUGGGGUGUCAUCGGUCCCGCGCUCCAAUUCUCCAAGGGCCAGAUCUACUACGGCUUGUCGUUCUUCUUCCUCAUCGGUGCCAUCUGCCCUGUUAUUGCCUGGUCGAUCACCCGCAAGUGGCCCAACUCGUUCUUCAAGUACGUCAACUUCCCGGUCAUCUUCAACGGAACCGGCUUGAUUCCCCCGGCGAGUGCGAUCAACUUUGUCCCCUGGGCGAUUGUUGGGUUCAUCUUCCAGUACGUCAUUAGGAGGAGACACUUCCAGUGGUGGGUCAAGUACAACUACGUCUUGUCCGCUGCACUCGACUCUGGAGUCGCCAUCUCCAUUGUUAUCAUCUUCUUCUGCUUGCAAUACCCCAAGAACGGUACCAUCGGCGAGAACAACGUCCUCACCUGGUGGGGUAACACCGUUUACACCGAAACCGCCGACGCCAAGGGUUCGCCUUUGCGCGUUCUUGCUCCUGGCGAGACGUUUGGUCCUUCCUCCUGGUAA